GAGCCAAGUAAGUCAUUUGAGCUGUACACCCCCCUUGCAAAUUAGCACGCAGCCUUGUCAGAAGUAGCUCCUUCGCCUAAACGUUUAAACCGAUAUACGUAUAGCUAUUUGCCUGACAGUUGUCAACGUUCUCUGCAAAGAAUUGGUUGAUAUGGCAAUUUCAGAUCAUUUAUCUUUAUACUGACGAUCUUCUUGGGAAUUAAUCCUUACGUUUCUUCCUAGCUCAAAGUUGUUGAUCAUACUUGCUGGUAUGUGGCGUUACUUGCUUUAUUUGAUGUAAAAGAAUUAAAGUGCGUAGAUCUGCGUAGAGCGUCUUCUUAAAGAAAUGAAUGCGAGGUCUUCCUGGCUGCGCGAUCUUGACGCCAAAUUUUGCUUCCUUAUCGAUGUCCAGUGUCUGCGUUUUGGCAGUUUUGCGGAUCUCCGGACACGUUGCAUUACCUUUGGGGACGUCUACAGCAACGAUAUCGAUGCAACCGAACUUUUCGAAGAAAUCCUCGAUCGCAGAAUGCUAUUUGCAGGUCGCGAACACCACCAAAUAUCAAAUUCUGAAGAUCUUCUUCAAUUUAUCGUCCAAUAUGGAGAUGAAAGUGUGUUCCCUAACCUUCGCGUCGCGAUAUAGAUUCUGCUGACAGUAGCUGUUUCCAUUGCUGGUUGCGAGAGAUCCUUCAGCAAGCUGAACCUGAUCAUAUCCUUCCUGAGAUCUUCUAUGACACAAGGAAGACUCCGUGACCUCACGUUGCUGAGCAUGGAGCGAGGAGAAGUGAACACCAAUUUCGAUUGUAUCAUUGACAACUUUGCAUCGAAGAAAGCUAGAAGGGAACCCCUUUAAAAUAGUCAAUGUCUACUUUCUGAAUAAAUAAAUUUUAUGAAUAUUUUCUGACUAAAUAACUGUUUCGUUUUCUCUUAAAAAUGGAUCGGAUGGAUUAGGAUUGGAAAUGGUGGUGGGGAGGGCGCAAAUUUUGGCUGUGCCCUGCACGCCAUUUACCCUAUUUACGCCACUGCUUACGAUAUCAAUAUUUGCCUAAAUUUGUCUUUUCGUCGUUACAUCUCAAGCAAUAGUUCAUUUACACGAAACAGUCUGUGAAUUAAAGAUAAGUGUGUCAACUGCACCCUCUAAUACUGAAUUCGUUUCCACUUCAAUGAACUUCAGUUAUGAGAUAUUUAUAUCGCAUACAGAAAAAAUUGCCAACUUUUACCUCACGUGUGACUGAUCUUGAAAAAAGCAAAUAUUCAAUAUUGCAAAACUCAAUAUUUACUUCCCGGGUUGAAUUGGGAUUUUUUAUUUUACCACAGUGUUAUGCGGCGUUACUUGCUUUAUUUGAUGUAAAAGAAUUAAAGUGUGUAGAUCUGCGUAGAGCAUCUUCUUAAAGAAAGGAACGCGAGUUGACGGCAAAUUUGGCUACCUUAUGAGAGACAUUCUGACAGAAAUGUAUAAACUCACUAUUCUAUUACCUUGACGAAAUUUUUUCUACGGUGGAGUAGAACAUAUGUGUUUUUUUGACAUCAACAACGUUUUGGAGUCGUGUCUACAGAGUCUAGCAAAUCCGUGCCCAAAUAUAUUAGAAAAACCGUUGAAUCAAAAGAAGCAGCUAUACUCGUGGUGCAAAAGACACAUACGUUCCUAGUUAGAUGGGAUUCUGACUGAAUUCCAGAUUAAUGCUAUUAUUGGUAAAAAGAAUUACAAAUUUGACGAGAAAUUCUAGAAAAGCUGUGGUUUUAAUAUGGCUGAAAAUGAAGAAUUUCAACUGAAAUCAGUAAAACAGAAAUCUACACAUAUAUCAAACAAAGAUAUUGCACAUCUCAUAAUACAAUGUGGAACUUUCGGCCCUUUUCAGCGCUGGCUCUACGGUUAUGUUUUAACUUUAGGUAUUGUGUCAGCAAUGCAGUUAAUGAACUUGCCAUUUCUCAGUGCAAGCGUUCCUUUUUUAUGCUACCCUCCGAACUUUAAUGCUUCGUUGAUUCCUGCAAAUCUUACAGAGGAUGAAUAUUUACAAAUGCUUCAACCGGACAGCGACGAUCAAUGUUCUGUGUAUAACAAUAAUUUCACUGGGACGUAUUAUGCAACACCACCAAGUAAUUCAUCUAAACUACAGUGUUCUUAUGGACGGAAAUUUCUGACAGAGGAGUUUUCUACAAUUGAAAGCGAGUUUGACUUAGUAUGUGAGAGAAAAUGGUUAAAAUCCACUUCGCAAUCAGUAUUUUUCUCUGGUUUUCUUGUUGGAUCAAUUAUACAUGGUAUUUUAUCUGACAGAUUUGGUCGGAGACCCAUUAUAUUAUUGGCAAGUGUAUGCCUAGUUAUCUGUGGCGUUAUCAAAAUCUUCAUGCCAUCUUUCAGCAUUUUUCUCAUUCUCCACUGGAUUCAAGGUUUUGGAUAUAUCGGUAUUAUGCUUAUCGUAUACGCAUUGGCUCUGGAGCUUAUGUCUCCCAAACAGCGCGAACACCUCAAUUUUUGUUAUGCAACCGUGUACAGCAUUGCUGCGAUAUUUGUAACAGGAUUCGCCUAUGCCAUAUCCGACUGGCGUUAUUUAGAAUUGACAGUGUGUCUCCUGCCUAUAACCAACUUUUUCAUUUGGGUUCAUCUCCCUGAAUCUCCAAGAUGGCUCAUUGAAAGAAAACGGUUUGUAGAAGCAGAAGCACUUUUCCGAAAAAUAAUGAAGAAAAAUAAAAUUCAAAAUCAAGAGGUGUUAGAUAUUUUUAGGAAUAAUGAGGAGAAUGAGGAAGAGGAGGAGAAGACUUCAUACAAGAAUAUUAUUCAAGAACAUGCAUGCGAAGAAAAAGUUUUACCCAAGCAAAAGACUUAUCUUUUCAUUGAUCUAUUUAAAACAUCGUUCAUUGCAUUAAUCACACUUAAUAUUUGCUUUGGCUGGAUGGUCUGCAGUAUGCUAUACUAUGGUGUAUCUCUUAAUUCAGUUGAUAUGGCUGGAAACCGCUACUUAAACUUCCUGUUAAUGCAUGUCGUGGAGUUCCCUAGUAUGGUAACUUCUUACUAUUUGUGUAAAUGCUUUGGUCAUCGAAAACCUACUACGUUUUGUAUGAUGUUUAGUGGAUUGAAUUGCAUUGUGUCAAAUUUUGUAACCAAAGGUUCAUUCUGGUUUCCUUUGAUCCUGGUUAUUCUGGGAAAGUUUGGAAUCGCAGGUGCUUUUGCUUCAGUGUAUCUUUUAUCAGCAGAAAUAUUCCCAACAGUUGUUAGAGCAAACGGCUUAGGUGUUGCGUCAGUAUCGGCCCGCAUUGGUGGCAUAAUUGCACCCUUUAUACUUCAGCUGUCAGCCUAUAUAAAAUGGCUUCCUCUAAGUAUUUACGGUGUCCUUUCAGUUAUGUCCGGCAUGCUGUUGCUCUUACUGCCAGAACCAAAGAAUAAAGACUUGCCGCAAACAUUUGAAGAUCUGGACAACUGGAAGACCUCUUCUGUUGAUGUUUUUCUACUUUUUUUCAAGCAUUCUCCUGGGAGAAGAAGCGCAAAUUUAAAGAGAGAUUUCGGGAAAUUUGUUUUUAACAUGGCUGAAUCUAUAAAACAUCCAGUUAAGGCGAACAAAGAACUAGAGGAUACACAUAUAUCAGAAAAAGGUAUUAUACAGCUUUUAGAAAAAUGUAGUGUUUUUGGACCGUAUCAGCGUAGGUUGUACGCUUAUAUAUUAGUUUCAAAGAUAUUUUCAAUAAUAACAGCAUUGAGUAUGACGUUUUCUACUGGAAAUGUUCCCUUCUUAUGCUACCCACCAAACUUCAAUGCUUCCACAAUUCCUGCAAAUCUUACGGAGAAUGAAUAUUUACAAAUGCUUCGACCUGACGACGAUCAAUGUUCUGUAUAUAACAAUAGUUUCACUGGAACAUAUUAUACAACACCAUCAAGUAAUUCAUCUAAAGUACAGUGUUCUUAUGGACGGAAAUUUCUGACAGAGGAGUUUUCUACAAUUGUAAGCGAGUUUGAUUUGGUAUGCGAAAGGAAAUGGUUAAAAUCCACUUUGCAAUCAGUCUAUUUUUUUGGCUAUCUUUCUGGCUGUAUUGUAUUUGGUAUUUUACCUGAUAGAUUUGGCAGGAAAACCAUGCUGUUUUGGGCACUCCUAUUCCUAAUUGUCUGUGGAUUUGGUAAAAUCUUCGUACCAUCGUUGGCCAUUCUUACGAUUCUCUAUAGUCUUCAAGCUCUUAAUUGUAUGGGCACUUCAAUUAUCUUCUAUACAAUGAUGUUAGAAUUUGCGACUACAAAUUCACGUACAGCUAUAAAUUUUGGUUAUAUGUGCAUUUUUGCAUUAAUUUCCAUGAUUUUACCAGGGUUAGCCUAUGCAAUCCCUGAUUGGCAUUAUUUCGAAUUGACUGUGUGUCUGCAACCAAUAAUUAGUAUUUUCGCUUGCAGAUUCAUUUCUGAAUCUCCGAGAUGGCUUAUAGGAAGAAAACAGUUUGCAGAAGCAAAAACAAUUCUUCGAAAAAUGAUGAAGCAAAAUAAAAUUCAUCCUCAAGAGUGGAUUGGUUUUUUCACAAAUGAUGUAAAAUCCUUAGAGCAAAUUGAUUCUCAAGAUAAUUUGGACGACCAAAGAAUAUCACCCAGAGAGAAAAAUUAUACUUUCAUUGAUUUGUUUAAAACAUUCUAUCUGGCAUCGAUCACACUUAAUAUAUGCUUUUCUUGGUUUGUGAUGGGUAUGCUCUACUAUGGAAUAAUCCUUAAUUCCGUUGAUAUGGCUGGAAACCGCUACAUAAAUUUUCUUGUAAUGCUAGUCAUCGAGUUACCCGCCUCUCUCUGCUGUUACUUUUUAUUUCUACGUUUUGGUCACCGGAAGCCUAUUAGUUUCUUCAUGAUGUCAAGUGGACUAUGUUGCAUCGUCUCAAAUUUUACAACUGAAGGUUCAUACUGGUUUUCUUUGAUCCUGGUUGUUCUGGGAAAGUUUGGAAUCAGUGCAGCAUUUAAUUCAGUUUAUCUCUUAACAGCUGAAAUUUUCCCAACCGUUGUCAGAACGAAUGGUUUAGGGGUAGCUUCAAUGGCAGCCCGUUUCGGCAGCAUAUUUGCACCCUUCAUUCUUCAGCUCUCAUCCUAUGCCAAAUGGCUUCCUUUGAGUAUCUACGGCGUUCUUUCAUUUAUAUCCGGCAUAUCUUUGCUUUUUUUGCCAGAAACAAAAGAUAAAGACUUACCGCAAACAUUUGAAGAUUUGAAUAACUGGAAAACCUGAUAUAGUUGUAAAAAAAAAAUGCAUUAACAAAAAAAAAA
Molecule: messenger RNA, 5194 nt
Organism: Octopus sinensis (East Asian common octopus)
Lineage: Eukaryota; Metazoa; Mollusca; Cephalopoda; Octopoda; Octopodidae
Exons: 21
Coding region: 1722-5156 (1144 amino acids)
Biological process (GO): transmembrane transport
Cellular component (GO): membrane
Molecular function (GO): transmembrane transporter activity
Source: RefSeq, a predicted model, not a curated record